AUGGGAAUACCGUUACAGAAGAUGUCAGACUGCACCUGUUCAAAGACAGCUGAUCUAGAGUUAAACAGAGAACUUCUCAAAGUAUUCCUGGAAGACGAUGAAAUAUUCGUGAAGGGCAAUGAAGUCAGGAAUGCUGAGUUUACGGAGCUGAGCCACAUUCCUCAAUUCACCGUCUUCGUUGAGAAGCAUAUGAAGAAAGCCCACGCCACAGCACACCAACUCUCCGAACUGGACGUAUCGGAGAUGAUAGAAGCUCUCUCUGAUCUAAAGAACCGCCACCCUACCAGUGCCUACGUGGACUAUCUGACCAGGAUAGCCUUGUUUAAACAUGAAGACACCAAGAACAUGACUCUUCCUCCUCCUUCCCAAACACUCCCACGAGCUUUCUUCUGCAAGGACCAUCUCAAAGGUCAGCGCUCAUGUAUCUUAACCGGGGGAAACAACCUUCUCGGAAGCGCAGCAACCCUUAUUGGUAGCAAAGCAACUCUGGAUCCAGAAAACAAGCUGGAUUGGUGGAGACAGGACCCCGGACUCUCCGAGCACCACUACAACUGGCAUGUCUACUACCCCUUCGCUGAGCCGGUAAAAGAUAGGCAGGGAGAGCUGUUCGCGUACAUGCACCAGCAGAUGCUUGCAAGAUACAACUUUGAAAGGCUAGCAGUGGGUCUCUCUCCUGUUGAACCUUACGGACCAGGUAUUCACUGGGAUGAUCCUUUACCUGAAGGUUUCAACCCAAAGUUAGAGGACUAUUCCUUUAGGGCUUCAUUCAUGAGCAUACCUGACAGUGUGACGUUAGGUUCCCGUCACAUUCUGGCGAGUAACAUGGACACGAACAAAGAGAGGCUCUAUAUAGCCAUAGCAAGAAAUCAUCUAGAGGACCCUACUGGUAACAGAGUUCAAUUGACGAUGGACAAGCUAGGAUGCUGCGUGGAAGCGAGCACUGGCUCAGCGAACAAGGAGCUCUACGGGAACCUCCACAACAACGGUCACGUGAUGAUUAGUUUAAUGAACGAUCCUGAUGGGAGGUAUAACAUAGACCCUGGAGCAAUGAUCGCAACGGAGACAGCAGCCAGAGACCCUGUAUUUUACAGGUGGCAUAAGUUCAUUGACACUAUAUUUGAAAAAUACAGACGGUUUAGCAACAUUCUGUCUUAUACAAAGGAAGAUCUGAAGGUGAGAGGGAUAGAGGUAGAUGAUGUCUCUAUUAUCUGUGAGCCUGAUCCAGGAUUAGGGCCAUGCCAAGAAGAGCUUCGCGACCAACUUUUCACCAGGAUGAUAGAAAAAGAACACACUAUCUACAAAGACCGCAAGGAGGAAGUCCUUCGCACAACAUCUCUGCAGCAUCUCCCCUUCACCUACCACUUUAAAGUCUGCAAUACGAGAGAGGAGGACGCUACACUCGUUUUCAGAGUGUUCCUGGCUCCCAUUAGAUAUGCUGAGGACCUCGACCAGAGAAGGAACGAUUUUGUAGAGAUGGACAGGUUCGUGGCAGAGAUUGACAGUGGGGCAGAACAGACUAUCACCAGAUCAUCUGAGCAAUCCUCAGUUCUCCUUCCUCCUACCCUAACUCUACAGGAUAUACGAGAUAGGAAGAACUCUGACUCUCAGGCUCGAUGUGGAUGUGGCUGGCCCAGGAACCUGCUAGUCCCCCGGGGUACCUCUGAUGGAAUGAGUGCUGAUCUUUACGUGUUGGCGACUGAUUGGAAGGAGGAUGCAGUAAGUCCUGAUGCUCAUCUCUCUGGCAGCGUGGCUUUUUGUGGAAAGAUAGGAUCUGAUUACCCUGAUAAGAGACCCAUGGGAUUCCCAUUCGAUAGGGAAUUUUUAUUUGAGUCGCUGGAAAAGAUGGUAAUGGAGGUGCCUAAUAGCGCUAAAACUGAGGUUAAGAUAACAUUUCUGGGACACGAACCGUUCAAUCAUUCGGCUUAAUCGGAUUUAAUUUUUUCAAUCAUUUUAAGGAGCCUGAAUUUAUUCUUCGCUAAAAAGACACUUGGCUCUUGCUAGAUUUGAGUUUUAUUUUUGUUUUGAGAUCGAUGAGUUCGUUGCAUGCUCAAUAAGAGGUGACAUACUAUGUACUAUUUUUAUUAUCGAUAAUUUUGUAAUGAUUACAAUAAUACAAUUA
Messenger RNA from Bolinopsis microptera, 2119 nucleotides. Its product is annotated as hemocyanin F chain-like. Gene Ontology annotation, molecular function: oxidoreductase activity. NCBI's taxonomy places the organism in Eukaryota, Metazoa, Ctenophora, Tentaculata, Lobata, Bolinopsidae. The transcript has 2 exons. The record is from RefSeq and is a predicted model, not a curated record. The coding region runs from base 1 to 1926 and encodes 641 amino acids.